AUGAAAGCUGAAGCUGAAGACUUUGGUCCAAAGGAAGGAGGAGUAGGUGGAGUAAGAAAAAUGGCGCGCAAGAAGAUCAGAGAGUACGACUCCAAGAGGUUGUUGAAGGAGCACUUUAAGAGACUCUCUGGCAAGGAGUUGCCGAUCAAGUCUGCACAAAUUAAUGCAUCAACUGAUUUCACUGAGCUACAAGAGAAGGAACCUUGGCUUUCAUCUUCUAAAUUGGUCGUGAAACCUGACAUGUUAUUUGGAAAGCGUGGCAAAAGCGGUUUGGUUGCUUUGAAUUUGGAUUUUGCACAGGUUGUUUCAUUUGUUAAAGAACGUCUUGGAAAAGAGGUCGAGAUGAGUGGAUGCAAAGGACCCAUAACAACUUUCAUCGUUGAACCUUUCAUCCCACACAAUGAAGAGUUUUACCUUAACAUUGUCUCUGAGAGACUUGGGAACAGCAUAAGCUUUUCUGAAUGUGGAGGAAUUGAAAUUGAAGAUAACUGGGAGAAGGUUAAGACUGUAUUUGUUCCAACUGGAGUGUCUAUUACAUCAGAAAUUGUUGCCCCGCUUGUUGCAACCCUUCCCUUGGAGAUCAAGGGAGAGAUUGAGGAGUUUCUCAAAGUGGUUUUCACUCUGUUUCAAGAUCUGGAUUUCACUUUCUUAGAGAUGAAUCCUUUCACAUUGGUUGAUGGAAAGCCUUAUCCUUUGGAUAUGAGAGGCGAGCUAGAUGACACUGCUGCUUUCAAGAACUUCAAGAAAUGGGGAGACAUUGAAUUUCCACUGCCAUUUGGAAGGGUUAUGAGUGCUACCGAGUCUUUCAUUCAUGGAUUAGAUGAAAAGACAAGUGCAUCUUUAAAAUUCACUGUGUUGAACCCAAAGGGCCGAAUUUGGACAAUGGUAGCUGGGGGAGGUGCUAGUGUCAUCUAUGCUGAUACGGUAGGAGAUCUUGGCUUUGCAUCUGAGCUUGGAAACUAUGCUGAAUACAGUGGUGCUCCCAAAGAAGACGAAGUCUUACAGUAUGCCAGAGUUGUAAUUGAUUGUGCAACUGCAAACCCUGAUGGCCAAAAGAGAGCUCUUGUGAUAGGAGGAGGCAUAGCCAACUUUACUGAUGUUGCUGCUACAUUUAGUGGUAUAAUUCGGGCACUGAAGGAGAAGGAGUCAAAAUUGAAAGCAGCAAGGAUGAACAUCUAUGUCAGGAGAGGGGGACCCAACUACCAGAAGGGUCUAGCUUUAAUGCGAGCACUUGGAGAGGAGAUUGGCAUUCCCAUUGAGGUUUAUGGACCUGAAGCCACAAUGACUGGUAUAUGCAAAGAGGCAAUACAAUUCAUUACUGCUUCUGCUUAA
Messenger RNA from Sphenostylis stenocarpa, 1332 nucleotides. Lineage: Eukaryota; Viridiplantae; Streptophyta; Magnoliopsida; Fabales; Fabaceae. The record is from the annotation of a GenBank genome assembly.